UCACACUCAGUCAUCAUCCAGACACGUGCUGUGUGUUCCGUGUUGAAUUUUGUUUAAAGGCUAUUAUUUAGCUGCUAUUUUAGUCAAUCAAAAUGGAAAUGGGUUUAGUUUCAUUACGUUCCUCUGUCAGUGGUAAAUCGGUUUCAUUUGCUGACAUGUCACAAGAAUCUGAGGAUGAUGAAGUCCACAGGGUACCAUCUACUGGUCGUGGGAUCUUGAAGAAAUCGUCACCAAAGAGAACCAGAAUCCGAUUUCCUGUUAAAAAAUUGAAAUUCAGAAUGCUUUCUGAUUACUCGAUCGACAUUUGCAAAUUUGCGCCGGUUUAUAUGGCAGCUGUUCUCGAAUAUUUAGUAACCGAAGUUAUUUCAUUUGCUGGGGAAGCUGCCAAUGCCCGAAUGUCUAAAAUCAAACCACGUCACUUGCAGAUUGUUUUUCAAAACAACGAAGAAUUACGCGAACUUAUGACUGGCGAGGACAGAUCAAUAGCAUCCAUGCUUGAUGAACCGAGCAGCAGUGAUUAGCUGGAAAACGUUUUACAGCAAGGCCACGAGAUGAAAGCAACAUGCAAAGAUUUUAUUAAAUUUUAUAAUACUGCAAACAGCUAUUCUAUUCGUUGGCAUACAUUUUAUUUGUAUUAUUUAAAAAUAGAAGCUGUAUCGGUUUCAAACGAA
Daphnia pulicaria is the source of this 671-nucleotide messenger RNA. RefSeq names its product histone H2A-beta, sperm-like. Gene Ontology annotation, cellular component: nucleosome. Lineage: Eukaryota; Metazoa; Arthropoda; Branchiopoda; Diplostraca; Daphniidae. Gene Ontology annotation, molecular function: protein heterodimerization activity; structural constituent of chromatin; DNA binding. Bases 93 to 521 code for a protein of 142 amino acids. The transcript is spliced from 3 exons. The record is from RefSeq and is a predicted model, not a curated record.